GCCUGGAACCUGGAGAACCGCUUCAGCGGUUGGUACGAUGCUGAUCUCAGCCCCGCUGGUCAGCAAGAGGCGCGGCGCGGCGGCGAGGCCCUCCGAGAUGCGGGCUACGAGUUCGACAUCUGCUUCACCUCGGUACAGAAACGGGCCAUCCGUACCCUCUGGACCGUCCUGGACGCCAUCGAUCAGAUGUGGUUACCCGUUAUCCGAACGUGGCGCCUGAACGAGAGGCACUACGGGGCUCUUACCGGUUUGAACAAGGCUGAGACAGCGGCAAAGCACGGCGAGGCGCAGGUGAAGAUCUGGAGGCGCUCGUACGACAUCCCUCCGCCUCCCAUGCAGUCUGAUCACCCCUUCUACAGCACCAUCAGCAAGGACCGUCGCUAUGCUGACCUGACGGAGGACCAGCUGCCGACAUGUGAGAGCUUGAAGGACACCAUCGCCCGGGCUCUGCCUUUCUGGAAUGAGGAAAUUGUCCCACAGAUCAAAGAGGGAAAACGAGUCCUUAUUGCUGCCCACGGCAAUAGCCUGCGUGGAAUUGUCAAGCACCUGGAAGGCAUGUCAGAAGAGGCCAUCAUGGAGCUGAACCUGCCCACUGGCAUCCCUAUCGUCUACGAGCUGGACAAGAACCUGAAACCUGUCAAGCCCAUGCAGUUUCUGGGGGAUGAGGAGACAGUGCGCAAGGCCAUGGAAGCUGUCGCUGCUCAGGGCAAGGUCAAGAAGUGAGGGUGGGCAGCAGGCUAGCAUGUAGUAGAUGAGUCCCCUGCCAUCUCCCCCCACCCCUCUGUGCACAAUCCCCACAGCCGUAGGAACUUGGAGCUGCGGAACUGGAGCAGCUCCCCAGGAUUUGGCCCGUUCCCUCGGAACCAGGCUCCCUGCUGCAGACAGCCGGGGUGCCUGGGGGCGAGGGCCGCGCGUGUGGAGCCCUGGCACAACAGGGAGCCCUGGCUCUGCUGGGCAGCAACUGCACAGCUCUCCGCACCGAGAUCCCAGCCCUUGAGCCCCGUCUGCAGGGGGACAUGCCAAGCGAUCCCUCACCAUGCCAGGCUCCAACUCCGCUUUGCUUUCCCGGCAGCUCUUGUCACCCUGUUACUGUAGUUUUGUUGCUUGAUUUAGUCAUCCUGGGAGCAGUGGGGUGAGCACAGCACAGGUGGUGACCAAGAUGGGUACCCCAUUCCCUCAUGGGCCUGUGGCACAAGGACCAGGAGGCACAGACACUGCAAG
Messenger RNA from Athene cunicularia (burrowing owl), 1221 nucleotides. RefSeq names its product phosphoglycerate mutase 1 (gene PGAM1). Lineage: Eukaryota; Metazoa; Chordata; Aves; Strigiformes; Strigidae. Gene Ontology annotation, biological process: glycolytic process. The transcript has 4 exons. The coding region runs from base 187 to 723 and encodes 178 amino acids. The record is from RefSeq and is a predicted model, not a curated record. Gene Ontology annotation, molecular function: intramolecular phosphotransferase activity.